Molecule: messenger RNA, 1241 nt
Organism: Onthophagus taurus
Lineage: Eukaryota; Metazoa; Arthropoda; Insecta; Coleoptera; Scarabaeidae
Gene: borr
Product: borealin-related
Source: RefSeq, a predicted model, not a curated record
UACAUACAAAAGUUUUAGUGUCAUAAAAGAACGUUACAAAAACUUCCGGAAUUUUUCUGAACUUAUUUCUGCGUGUAAUUUAGAAAGAAAACCAAAAGAUAAGAAAACAAUAUAGUUUACGAUUGAAUAAAAUUGUCGUUAAUGUGAGUUUUUUCACUAAAAGUUACCUCAAGGACUGUUUUUUAUGAUCUAAUUCACAUCUUGGGGUAAGAAAUAACAUCAAAUAAUUAAGAUGCCAAGAACAAAACGUGGAAAAUCUACUUCUACUAAGUCCACUACAAGCAUAAAGCUGCCAAAGUCCUCACUAAGAGCCUUUAAUGAAUCAUUUAUGGAAGGAGCUGACAUGAUUUUGGAGCAUAUAGACGCCAGACUUGAAAAAGAGAUAGCCCAAAUACAAAUUUUCUUUCAAGGAGUGAAGAUGCAAAAAUCAUCAUGUUUAAAUAAAACGGUAGAAGAAAUGAUAGCAACUGGUUUUCUUUCACUUUCAAAUUUAAAUAGUUUGUCUACUACUUCGAAUUUAGCAGGUGCUGCAAUUAGCACAGUUAAAAAAUCAAAUGGUAAUCAAGGAAGAAGCAGUAGAUUACGAAAUAAAUCUAAAGACGAUGAAGGUUAUCUUACAGCUGGAAGUCGUACAAGUUCUUUAACACGUGAAUCAAAAACCAAGAAAACAAUGACGGUGAAGAAAAAUACUCGCAGAUCAAAAUCUUGUUCAAACAACAAUGGUCCUGUAAUUAAUUAUACAACACCAUCCAAUAAACCACAAAAUUUUGGUUAUAUUACACCAAAAGUUAAAUUAAACACACCACAAGCCCUUUUACGGAGACCAGAUAUGGGAGAAAUGGCGUUUUCUGUACAAGGAAGUCCAUUAAUGACGUCUGAUACUCAACCAAAAAAUGCAAAUAUUAAUAUUCCUUUGAAGAAUGGUCAAGUUGUCUCCAUUCAACCGUUCGGAAUGUUAAAUGAUUCCCAAGUUCCCGAACUUGAUUCUCAUAUGAUGGAACAAAUGAAUACCCUCCAAAAGAAUUUAAUGAAAUUUAUUGAAAAAAAUAUGAAAAAAUGAAGAUGACAACAUUUAAUUGUAAUAAUACUUAGAUUAUUUAUUUUGAGACUACUUAGUUCAAUAGUAUUUUUAUAAAAAUUUAUUCUACCAGUUAUAACAUAGCCGUUACUUUUUCUGUAUUUCAUACUAUAUCUGUAUUUUAUCAAGUAUUUGUAAAAUAAAACGUGUUUUUCAUUCUUAA